GUAGGAUCUAAAGGAACGAUAAUCACCGAAAGCAAAAAGGAAGUAAAAGGAUGAAAAUGUGAUCGUGCAUAUCCCUGUUUAGAAAACUAUUCACACGCAACAGUGGUAUCUGGUACCAGAAAGGAAUGCGCCGUGUGCGUAGGGACGCUUCUCAUAGGUACUGGACGAGUCUACUUUUUUCAUUGGCCCUCGCGGAACCCCUAUAAGUACGAGAGGGCUUGAGCGUUCUCGCACAGAAAUACAGAAGAAUCAUCGAACGCACUCCUACGGGUUCAUCCUCUUCAAAAUCCGCCAACAUGUUCAAACACUUAAUUUUGAUUGCGCUAAUUGGCUUGGCCUGGUCCGCCCCAGCACCUGCACCCAAACCAGCACCAGCACCAGCACCGAAACCUCUCUCGCUGAUAACGGACAUCAAAACACCAGCGUCCACCGCUAAAUUGACACCUCUUGUCGCACCGAUCGCUACGCCUCUAAUUUCAUCGAUUUCUCGCGUAGCACUUUUACCCCAAUUGACACCGUACGCCUACGCUUAUCCAGCAGCACUCGCGCCUGUAGAAAUAGCCGCAGCACCUUCCACUUAUUCGAUCGAACAGCACGGAUACCACAUUACCUACUGAUUCUUUUAUCACCACCUUGAAUAUUGAC
Messenger RNA from Vespa mandarinia (Asian giant hornet), 645 nucleotides. RefSeq lists its product as uncharacterized. The record is from RefSeq and is a predicted model, not a curated record. Lineage: Eukaryota; Metazoa; Arthropoda; Insecta; Hymenoptera; Vespidae.